Phytophthora sojae is the source of this 4272-nucleotide messenger RNA. RefSeq lists its product as hypothetical. The coding region runs from base 1 to 4272 and encodes 1423 amino acids. The transcript is spliced from 3 exons. The record is from RefSeq and is a predicted model, not a curated record. Lineage: Eukaryota; Oomycota; Peronosporomycetes; Peronosporales; Peronosporaceae.
AUGGUAUACAUUAGCAACAUUUCCCACCCCAUCAACCAAAAAUUGGUAGCGAAGCAGUACAAGAUCAGUCUAGGCAAGAUCCAAAAGAAUUUGGCUGCUGAUUUCAAGGAAGACAGUAAGUACCGCUUCUACCAAGGCAAACACAUGGAGUCGCACCUAUAUGAGGGAAUCCAGCCUGCUGACUUCUACGACAAGCUUGAGAACGUGCUUGCAACCCAGAAGUCUGCCUUCAAGGUCAACAUCGCUCUUGGAUACAAGCUUGUCAGCAGAACCGAUGACAGCGAGACUCGCUACUUCCACCCGAAUAUUAGCAACACAUCUGUAUUUAGCACUCCUGUGGCUAUCAACAGCAAGGCUGAUAUUCGUAAGAAGGUGAUCUCGGAGAUUCGCUCCAUGGAGUUGGCUGACAAGCUCAACUACCCCAGAUCCGGGUACAUGGUGAAGGGUAUUACUGGCUUCAAAAUCUAUAUCUACCAGCGCGACCAUGCGCUGGGCGAUAGUGAGGCUGUCAUUCCUAAGGUGAUCCGCGAUAACAAGCACGUCAUCAACUUCCCCAAGACGAAUAACAAGUGUGUCUUCCACUGCAUUGCUUAUCACAAGCAGGAGGGGGCGAAGAAGGAUCCACGCAGAAUCCAGGCUCUGGUGAAACAAGCCUUCAAGCAGUACUGUUCGUACAAGGAGAUCACCUACACUCUGGGUCUGUUCCGCAAUUUCAAGCCUAUCGAUAUUCUCCAAUUCGAUGAGCUUGAGGAGUGCUUCAAGCUGAACAUCAACGUCUUCACCAUGGAUGUUGAGACGGGCAAGGUUGAAUGCAUUCGCCGCUCGGACAAGGACUAUGAUUCGAUCAACAUCCUGUCGCACGAGAAUCACGCUCUCUACAUCACGAACAUUGAUAUGCUCCAGCAGAAGUACCAAUGCUCUAAGUGUGAGAUGGUGUUUGUCAGCUCUGAUAAGCUACGCAACCACACCAAGAACCAGUGUGAACUCGUGAACAUCGAAUCGUUCCCAGCUCAGCCAACCAUCUACCAACCCGCUCCGAAUAGCAUUCGUUCCCUACUGACUAAGUACUCCAUCGAGGAUGCUGACCAUUACAUCGAUCACUUCAUUGUAUAUGAUUUUGAGGCUAUCCUCAAGCCUACGGGUGUCAAACACGGAGAGAAUACUAUCUUCACAAACGAACACAUCCCUGUGUCUGUUUCCGUAGCCAACAGCUUGACUGAGGAGGUGCGAUGCUUUGUCAGCGAUGAUCCAAAGGAGUUGCUCAAGGAUAUGUUCCAGUACAUCGAGGAAGUUGCGGCUAAGAUUCAGCGGUACAACGUCUCGAAGUAUGAGCCUUUGCUACACAAGAUCAUCAACGUCCAUGGUUUGACUGACGCUGAGGUUCCUGGCCUAGACUUGGGUAAGACGUACAAGAUGGAAGAUGUCAAUGCUUGGAUUCAGAACGGAGAUUUUGCUAGUUUCUUCGAUCUCCACAGCAAGCUCACAUUCGGUAAGAAGCGCUCUGACUAUGGUAAGCUGAAGCAGUGCAUUGAUCAGGUACCAGUACUCGGAUUCAACUCUGGACGAUACGACAUCAACCUUAUCAAGGCGGACCUGUUUGCAGUCAUCGGUACUGACAACAUCACAUCAGUCAUCAAGAACCCUAGCUACAUGUGCAUCGCCACGUCAGACAUGAAGAUGCUUGACAUUAGCAACUAUGUUCCGGCAGGCACCAGCUAUGCAAAGUACUUGUCGACAUAUCUCGGUGAGUGCAAGUGUGAUGACAAGAUUCGAUGCGUCUGUGGCCUAGGAAAAGGUAUCUUCCCGUACGAGUACAUUACGUCAUUUGACGUACUCAGUCAGUCGGAAGUCCCUCCUAAGUCGGCAUUCGACAGCACUCUCCGUAGCACUAGCAUCAGUGAUGAGGACUUUGCGCGGGUACAGUUCGUAUGGGGACACUAUGGCAUGAAGUCAAUCAAGGAUCUACUCAUUUGGUACAACAACCUCGAUGUAGUCCCCUUCAUCAAGGCCAUCAAAGCCCAGCGAGAACUAUUCAAACGUUUCGAACUUGAUAUGUUCGCUGAUGGUGUGUCGCUACCUGGUCUCUCUGAGAAAGUCAUGUAUCAGACGUGCUUCAACAACCUCCAGCAACCAAGUAAGGAGCCUGCGGAAGCGUUUGACUUUCCCGCUAGUCGCUUAAGUGGAUAUAAGACCCAGGAUGCUGAUGCCGAUCGUGAAUUCAAUAUGACGCUAGAACACCUCAAGGACUUGCUAAAGCGACAAAAGUACCUGUGUGGGCUAUGCUACAAGCAACUCACAGCUGAUACUGCCUCGGCUGACCGAAUCAAUAACAAGCUCGGACACAUCGAUGGUAAUAUCUUGAUCAGCUGUGUGGGAUGCAACGUUGCUCGCAAGAACAUGUCGCUAAAGGGCUUCCGCCACAAGAAGCUACUUGAAUUCAACUCAGACAGGUUGGUGUACAAUAUCGAUAGAGAGGAGAAGGACAUCUACACCAAGAUGAAGGCGAACAUUGCUGGUGGUCCUUCUAUCAUCUUCAACAGAUACGCAAAACGCAACGAAACCAAGAUUCGAGGGGGUAAGAUCUGCAAAAAGAUCAUCGGCUACGAUGCUAAUGCUCUGUAUUUGUGGGCUCUUGGUAACGAGAUGCCACGUGGACGGUUGACCACCAUCGAGGCAUACACAGGGAUCGUCGAUGAUAUUGUAAAUGGCAAGAUCUUUGGCUUCCUAGAGUGUGAUAUCCGUACACCAGAGCAUCUCAAACCCUAUCUCAGUGAAAUGACCCCAAUUUUCAAGAACACCCUUAUCGACUGCAGCGAUCGGAGUGUCAUCGGUCAGCACAUGUUCGAGUACAACGAGGAGCGCAAGCAAAGCCGAGCAAAGCCGGCUCGCAAACUCAUCGGGAGCUACUUUGGUGAGAAGAUCCUCAUUUAUGCACCGCUACUCAAAUGGUACAUUUCUCAUGGCAUGGAGAUCACCAAGACUUACAGCUUCAUCAGGGCUAGCUCUCACAAGGCAUUUGCUCCAUUCAUGGAAGCCGUAUCGAACGCGCGACGGGAAGGUGAUGCCGAUAAGUCUAAGGCCAUGAUUGCUGAGAUGAUGAAACUAGUAGGUAAUUCAGCGUUCGGUCGCAGUGGCAUGGACAUGAGCAAGCAUAAGGAGGUCAAGUAUGAGUCGGAUGAGAAGGCAAUUAAAUCGAAGAUUGAGCACUUCACCUUCCAUGGAAUGGAAGAGUUGAAUGAUUCAUGUGAAUUCACAAUGAAGAAGAGAAAGCUCAACAACAAGAACCCAAUUCAUCUCUCAAUUGCAAUCUAUCAGCUCGCUAAGCUCCGCAUGCUCGAGUUCUACUACGAUUGUAUUGACUUCUACUUCGACCGCUCAAAUUUUCAGUAUCAGGAGAUGGACACCGACUCUGGCUACAUCGCUUUCAGCUGUGAAAAGCCAUUUGAGGAGUGCAUCAAGCCUGAGCUUCGUGAGCAUUCUCAGCAGCACAAGUAUGAGUGGUUCCCGCGCGACUAUAAUGAGACUGUAGCCAAGUUUGACCGUCAAGCCCCUGGUUUAUUUAAGGAAGAGUGGUCUGGUGAUGCUAUGGUAUCAUUGUCCUCUAAGAACUACAUUUGCUACCUACCAGACGAAUCUUACAAGGUCAAGGUUUCAGCGAAGGGAGUCCAGCAGAGCGGUGACCGCAACGGUGAUGUCCUCAACCCAGAUGGAUUUGAAUCAGGUGUUCGCGAUCGCAUCACGCUACAGGGUACCAACAAGGGGUUUAGACUCAGUAAGGAGACCUUGUACCAGAAGGCUAAAGAACUGGAGCCGAAGAUUACGAUGAAAAUCGUCAAGGAAUGGUACUCAAACCAGAGCGAUAUUCAGCGAUUUCAGGAGCAGAAGAAGCGAUACGAUGGGUUCAAUGUCGCAUCGACUAACCCCAACUCGUGGCAGAUGGACUUGGCGUUUUGGGAGAAAACACCUAUAUUGACUGCGAUCAACAUCAACUCCCGCCUAGGCUACGCUAUGUUCUUUUUCAACCCCCGCAUCAUCGCCAGUUCAGGCGGCAGCUAUGGAGACAACAGCGAUCUCAACAUUGCUGAGCUGAAGUCCAUCAUGAAGAAUCUAAUCAUCCAUGACCGACCUCAACAGACCCAAGCAGCAGCAUGGGCUACUGACCUCGAUAAGUCAAUCAAGAAGGUGGAAGCAGCUACCCAAACGGAAGGUGGACGGGUAUGGGCGUACCAGCCGAAAAAAAAGUCGAAGAGCGUGAAAACCUUUGCUCUAUAG